Cucumis melo (muskmelon) is the source of this 1297-nucleotide messenger RNA. RefSeq lists its product as uncharacterized. NCBI's taxonomy places the organism in Eukaryota, Viridiplantae, Streptophyta, Magnoliopsida, Cucurbitales, Cucurbitaceae. Gene Ontology annotation, biological process: beta-D-galactose catabolic process via UDP-galactose, Leloir pathway; glucose metabolic process. The record is from RefSeq and is a predicted model, not a curated record. Gene Ontology annotation, molecular function: aldose 1-epimerase activity; carbohydrate binding. The transcript has 5 exons. Bases 104 to 1165 code for a protein of 353 amino acids.
UCCCAAAAUUGGAUGCAUCUCUCUAACUAGCUAUAUAAAUAUCCUCAAACUUUUUAACUUAGCUCAUCAAUAUUCAACACAUUGAUCUAUUCAACCCUCCAAAAUGGCAAAAGUUCUUCCAUUGAUCUUUCUCUUAGUUGUUUCAGUCAUUGGAUUUAGUAAUGGAAAUGAUGUGGGGAUUUACGAAUUGAGAAGGGGAAAUUUUUCUAUUAAGUUAACCAAUUAUGGUGCUACCAUUCUCUCUCUAAUCCUCCCUGAUAAAAAUGGGAAGUGGGACGAUGUUGUUCUUUCUUUUCCCUCCGUUGAUGACUUUCGAAAUGAUACCACUUACUUUGGUAACAUUGUUGGACGUGUAGCAAAUAGAAUUGGAGGAGCUCAGUUUGGUAUCAAUGGUGUUUUCUAUAAACUCACUCCUAAUGAUGGAAGGAACCUCCUCCAUGGUGGGAAGAAAGGAUUUGGAGAUGUGAUAUGGAAGGUGGAGAGUUAUGUGAAGGACAGCCACAUUACAUUCACCUACGACAGUUUCGAUGGCGAACAAGGGUUUCCCGGCGAUCUUCCAGUUUCGGUAACCUACAUGUUCAUAGAGACAAACAAAUUAGGAGUAAAAAUGCAAGCAAAAUCCCUAAACAAAGCAACCCCAGUAAACAUCGCGCAACACUCUUACUGGAAUCUAGAUGGACAUUCAAGUGGCGACAUUUUAUCUCACAAAAUCAAACUCUUCGCCUCAAGCAUAACCCCCGUCGACAGCGAGCUCAUCCCCACCGGCAAAAUCAUCCCAGUGGCCAAAACCCCUUUUGAUUUCACAACCCCACGAGAGAUCGGGUCACAGAUCAAGAGUGCCGGCGGAUACGACAUCAAUUACGUGGUGGACGAUACCGGGAGCGAGCAUUUGAAGAAAGUGGCGGAGGUUACAGGGAAGAAAUCGGGGAGGAAGAUGGAGCUGUGGAGUAAUCAACCGGGAGUACAAUUUUACACGGGGAAUCAGUUGAAGGAAGUGAAGGGAAAAGAUGGAGCGGUGUAUAAGCAAUAUGCAGGACUGUGCUUGGAAACUCAAGGAUUUCCUGAUUCGGUGAAUCAUCCAAAUUUUCCAUCGCAGAUUGUGAAUCCUGGGGAGAGUUAUGAACAUGUCAUGGUUUAUAGGUUCACUGUUGAUCAUUCUGAUUGAGUUAUCUUUAUGCUUUGAGUUGGAGUGAAUAUGGGAAUUGGGGAUUGGGUUGAUGCAUUUAUAUUUUGGUUGUCUUUCUUUUGUUUAUGUGAGGGUUGAACUAAUAUAAAAAUUUUAUCUUUUUUAAUUUUA